AUGUCAUCCAGUAACCUCCCCGACCUCAAGAUGGCGAGUAAGAAGCUACUCACAAGGCUGAUGCGGUCAAGCAAAGCCGAUUUCCGGAUCACGUAUUACAUUUACAUGGACCCCAGUCUCGCCGUUGAAAACAGCAGACUCCUCGCCCGAGCCUUCAACGAUCCAGCCACCAAGGGAAAUUUUCGCGAGGUCAGGGUAGAAGAAGAUGGGAUCUCAAGCCAGGAGCCAAUAGACCUUGUAGCCCUCCAAAUCGACGCCGCCGCGAUCCCCGUAGCCUCGGGCCACGCCGGGAUCCUAGCCGAGAACCGGGCGGUGCGCAAGUUCUGCACCGACACGUACCAGCUGCUCCACAACCCGGCGUUUGUCAACCGCGCUCUGGGCCUGCCCACCACGGCCCCGCUGCCGUGGACGCACCUGCACAUCCGGCGGACCGAUGUCGGGCCCCAAGACCCCUGUUACACGGACAAGUACUACCUCCCGCAGGCCUGGUGGCCGUGGGUCGCCGGCGCGCCGUCGGCGCACCCCACAGCCGCCCCCGGCAUGGCGUGCUUUAGAAUCCUGGCCCAGGCCGCGACCUGCUGCGUCGCCUCGGACCCGUCCUUGUCGCCGGUGCUGUUUGAGCAGCCCUGGUGUCUGGGCGCGUACGGCGUCGUGCUGAUGAGGAUGGUUGCGAGGUUCUCGCGCUGCGCGGAUGAGCUUCGCCGUGAGAUCGACGGCGUCCUCGGUCCGGGUGGUGUGGAGGUGCGCCACGGUCAGGCGGUGGCAGAUUUGAUCUACAGCCUGAGCCGGGAGAUGCAAAACGUCGUGGCGGUCCUGCGCAGGAAGCACUGGGACCACUUUGGUCAGCCGUCGCGGAGCUGUCGGUUGCGCAGCAGGUACAACAUAUGGAUAGGCGGCAGACGGCAUGAUGCGAGGAGGGUUUUUGAGAGGCAGCUUCUUGAAGUCCAGCAAAGCAUGACCGCCGCAACAACCACCCUCCGCACCCUGGCCAUGACCACCCGCCUGUCCAGCCCAGAUGGCAAGUCGCCCGCGGGCCUCGCAUCGGUUCUGGCCGCGACCCGGGCCAAGGUAAUGACGCCCGCCGAGCGGCAGGCAGUUCUGGGGUUUGUCGCGCGAGCAUGGUGCGGUGCCGAUGAGCACUACAGCAACCACCCACAACCACACCCCUCGCAGACGAUGAUGCGAGACUCUUUGGUCCGCGGCGCACAGCGAUGGGCGGGUGAGCACGACGAGGCGCGGCGGCACCUGCGCGGCCUGCUCGGCAUGUGGUGGGACGUCGAGGCCUGGCUGGACCCGGCGGCGGUGAACGACGACAACCGGGCCGCUGUCGAGGGUGCGCUCGCGCCGCCGGCGUGGGCAGGGCAGGGGGAGCGCUGCGGCCUCGGGCGGCCCGCGUGGGUCCUGGGCUGUGCGGAGGCGGCGCGGUCAGUGGUCCGCGUGCCGUUCCCGGGAGGAGCCGGGGGUGGAGAGAAGGCCGGCAAAGACGCCGAGUCUAACAGGGACAGCAGCAGCAGGAGCAGCAGCACGCUAUGCGGCUCCUCGGAUCAAGAACCGCAAUCGGCCAACUGGAGGGUCGUCUCGGGUGAGCACGACGGGGUGCCUCCGAGCUGGGUGCGACGGGCGCGCGAGAUGCGUGGGAUGCAAUGGGUGAUGAUAUGA
Molecule: messenger RNA, 1659 nt
Organism: Pyricularia grisea
Lineage: Eukaryota; Fungi; Ascomycota; Sordariomycetes; Magnaporthales; Pyriculariaceae
Exons: 4
Coding region: 1-1659 (552 amino acids)
Source: RefSeq, a predicted model, not a curated record